GCCCGCAGGUUUAUCCUCGGCGGGCUUAUCUCUCACAGGCAUUUCCUCGAGCAGCUGAUCUACACCUACAAGUACUGGUGCUCCCACCCCUCUGUGUUCGAUCUCGCGUUCCGGGUAUCUGUUAGGGCUGGGAAGUUCGACGAGGCCAAGGCUUUGUUCCGUCGGCUGACUUCUUAUGGGAUCGUCGUCUCAGCGGAUUCGUGCAACGUGCUCCUGUCCAAGCUUCAUCUUGACGGGAUGCUCGCUGUUUUCUUGGAGUUUCGCGAUUCGGGUCUUCGAUGGAAUGCCGCGUCGUAUAAUAUCGUGAUCCAUGCUCUGUCUGUGGUCGGAGAAGCCCGUGAAAUUUUGCAGCAGAUGGCGGUGAAAAAUAGCACUGAUUUUGAUGAUGUACCUGACCCUGAUGUAAUAAGUUACAGCACCCUGAUUGAUGGGUAUUGCCAAGCUGGGGAGCUUCACAGAGCUCUGCUUUUGUUCGAAGAAAUGUGCACGAGAGGUCUAAGGCCAAACCCUUUUGCUUAUAAUAGCGUAAUUUCUCUCCUUUGUAAGCAAGGGAAUUUAGUGCAGGCAGAGAAAUUGCUAGCGGAAAUGUUGGGUCGAGGUAUAGCUCCCGAUACUGCCUUGUACACAACAAUGCUGCAUAGUUUUUGCAGCAGAGGAAACCUGUCGACAGCUUAUCGCCUUUUCCGUGAUAUGAAGGGCAGGGGUCUGGAGCCGGAUUCUGUAACUUAUACUGCUCUGAUUUCUGGACUUUGCCAGAAUGGAAAAAUGCUCGAUGCUCAUAGAUUCUUCAAGGAGAUGUUGAGUAUGGGCUUGAGUCCUGAUGAAGUUACGUACACUUCGCUCAUCGAUGGCUUUUGCAAGUGUGGAAAGAUGCAGGAUGCUUUUAACCUUCACAAUGAAAUGGUACAGAAGGGUUUGACGCCGAAUGUUGUGACUUACACUGCUCUUUCGGAUGGGCUUUGUAAACAAGGGGAUGUCGAGGGUGCAAACGAGCUUUUGCAUGAGAUGUGUAGAAAGGGUUUGGAAUUAAAUGUUUGUACAUAUAAUUCACUAGUAAAUGGUCUUUGUAAGGUUGGUAACAUACAGCAGGCGAUAAAGACCAUGGAAGACAUGGAGGCGGCAGGGCUCGCUCCUGAUACAUACACUUAUACUACACUGAUGGACGCUUUUUGUAAGUCCGGUGAAAUUAGUCGAGCUCACAGUCUCCUUCGUGAGAUGCUUGAUAAAGGAAUCCAACCGAGUGUUGUGACUUUUAAUAUUUGAUGAAAUGGAUUCUGUGUUGGCAUGAGUGUUAUGACUAGAGGGGAAAGAGACCUUUUGGAGAUGGACUGUAGAGAAGAGUGUAGCAGCCUUAAUGCGACAACCUAUAAUUCUCUUAUGAAGCAGUAUUCUAUAAAUAAGGAUAUGAAAGCCACAACAGAUAUAUAUAGAGGAAUGUGCACGAACGGGGUGAUGCCAGAUGAGAAAACAUACAAUAUUUUGAUCACAGGGCACGCAAGGUCUAGAAAUAUGAAGGAGGCAUGCUAUUUUCACAAAGAGAUGGUGGAGAAGGGAUUUAGUCUCAGGCCUACUUCUUAUAAUGCCCUCAUCAAAGGGCUCUUUAAGAAGAAAAGAUUGAUAGAUGCAAAGAGUUUGUUCGAAGAGAUGAGGGCUAACGGGUUUUCUGCUGACAAGGAUAUAUACGACAUAUUCAUCGAUGUCAAUUUUAGUGAAGGGAAUAUUGAGAAGACUCUUAAGCUUUGUGAUGAAGCAAUAGAGAAAGAUCAUGGUGUUUAUGACACUGAUAAAACGUAAGCAGUAAGGAGAGAUGUCGAAAAAAUUUUGGUUGGCUUCUGCAGGAUGAGAUGAUUCCAGUUAGCAAGAUCAUGGCCUGUGGCUUACUGGUGAUGUUUGGAUCAAGGUUGGAGAUGAUGUUGAGCCCAGCACUAUUCCUGCGCCUGCAUUAUCGUUGCUGCAGAGUAGAGACUUCUACGCACUGCUCAUUGCCACUGACAACUAGAAUUGCAAAUGUUAUUGUAGAAACGUUGCCAAUAUUACAUAUGUUCAUUAAUUGAUGAUGGGAUGAGGGUUGUUGGAGUCAUCAUUUGGCUCACUGAGGCAUUCCCGUGCUUACCUGUUUAUUAUUUACAAUUUGAAAUAUGACACCAUGAUUUGUUGUGGAAUUUUGGUGCUCACAGGUCUGAUUUCUUAGCAUAUUCAAUUCAUUAGUUUAGUGUUUGGGCAAGUUCAAGCAAAGCAAUUGAUGUGAUACUGAAGCUAUUAGAUUCACAAUUUUUUUUUUCUUUUUUUUUUAAAUUGUAUACUAUGGGUGAAGCAGCAGGCGGAAUUCAGUAGAGAUGUCCGCUGUGACUUAUCCUCUUGCUGGUUAUAAUUUAUUAUAAUAAUGUUAAUUAUACAUUUA
Messenger RNA from Asparagus officinalis (garden asparagus), 2401 nucleotides. Its product is annotated as pentatricopeptide repeat-containing protein At1g05670, mitochondrial-like. Gene Ontology annotation, molecular function: protein binding. The record is from RefSeq and is a predicted model, not a curated record. Lineage: Eukaryota; Viridiplantae; Streptophyta; Magnoliopsida; Asparagales; Asparagaceae.